Oncorhynchus keta (chum salmon) is the source of this 5133-nucleotide messenger RNA. Its product is annotated as S-adenosylhomocysteine hydrolase-like protein 1. Bases 765 to 2333 code for a protein of 522 amino acids. Gene Ontology annotation, cellular component: cytosol. The record is from RefSeq and is a predicted model, not a curated record. The transcript is spliced from 18 exons. Gene Ontology annotation, biological process: L-methionine cycle. NCBI's taxonomy places the organism in Eukaryota, Metazoa, Chordata, Actinopteri, Salmoniformes, Salmonidae.
GUGUAGGCCUAGUGACAGUGGAAAAAAUGCACACAAUGGCAUGUCGGGGUAGUGUAUUACAAAGUAAAAUAUGUAUAUCCUAAAGCAAUACGUGUGUAUAUUUUCAUGUACAAUUGAAUUCAUCCAUGAAAUAAAUAAUGCUAACACAUAAAAUUAUGUUUUUAUUAGCCUACUUGACACAGUAAAUAAUAAUGUGCCUUCAACUCGUUAACAACAAAAAGUAAUUAUUUUCAAAUAAACCAAAUUUGCUAUAUCAACACAGUAGGCCAAAAUAUAUCCUUUAAAAAAAUUAUAUAUAUAUUUUUUACCACAAUUUCGUGGUAUCCAAUUGGUAGUAGUUACUGUAUUGUCUCAUUGCUGCAACUCCCGUAUGGACUCAGGAGAGGCGAAGGUCGAGAGCCAUGCAUCCUCAGAAACACAACCCAACCAAGCCGCACUGCUUCUUGACAUAAAGCCCAUCCAACCCGGAAACCAGCCGUACCAAUGUGUCGGAGGAAACACCGUACACCUGGCGACCUGGUCAUCGGGCACUGCGCCCGGCCCGCCACAGCGGUCACUAGUGCGCGAUGAGACACGGAUAUUCCUGCCGGCCAAACCCUCACUAACCCGGACGACGCAAUUGUGCACCGCCCCAUGGACCUCCCGGUCACGGCCGGGAGUUGUUGAUUGCAGGAGAGACAUCCCAAGGGGACGGAAAGUUGGAGCUGAAACAAGCCAGCAAAGAAGUAAAGGAGAGCGAGAACGUGGCGGAAAAAUACUCAGCCAUGACAGUGAGCAAGAACAGCGAAAUUGUCAUAGGUGAACUGUCAGUGUCGUCCGCUGCGUUUAGUGCGGUCCCUACUCACAAAACUGUCAAAAAGCAAAUCCAGUUUGUGGAAGACAAGCAAGAGUUCAGCAGGUUUCCUACCAAGGCAGGACGACGCUCCCUGUCUCGAUCGAUCUCUCAGUCAUCCACCGACAGCUACAGUUCAGCUGCGUCCUACACGGACAGCUCUGACGAUGAAACUUCACCACGGGACAAAAUACAGGUCAAUUCCAAGGGCAGCAACGACUUCUGUGUGAAGAACAUCAAACAUGCCGAAUUUGGUCGCCGCGAGAUUGAGAUUGCAGAACAAGAUAUGUCAGCAUUAAUCUCGCUCAGGAAGAGAGCCCAGGGAGAGAAGCCACUUGCUGGGGCUAAAAUCGUUGGCUGCACUCACAUCACUGCCCAGACUGCAGUGUUGAUUGAGACUCUGGUGGCACUGGGGGCCCAGUGUCGCUGGACAGCCUGUAACAUCUACUCCACACAGAACGAGGUGGCAGCUGCCCUCUCAGAGAUCGGUGUGGCUGUUUUUGCCUGGAAGGGGGAAUCGGAGGAUGACUUCUGGUGGUGUAUCAACAAGUGCAUCAACAUGGAGGGGUGGCAGCCUAACAUGAUCCUUGAUGACGGAGGGGACUUGACUCACUGGGUGUAUAAGAAAUACCCCAACGGCUUCAAGAAGAUCAGGGGCAUUGUGGAGGAGAGUGUGACUGGGGUCCACAGGUUGUACCAGCUGUCCAAAGCAGGCAAGCUGUGUGUGCCAGCCAUGAAUGUAAAUGACUCUGUGACAAAGCAGAAGUUUGACAACCUCUACUGCUGCAGAGAGUCUAUCUUGGAUGGCCUGAAGAGGACCACAGACGUGAUGUUUGGAGGAAAGCAGGUGGUUGUCUGUGGUUAUGGCGAGGUUGGGAAAGGUUGCACUGCCGCACUGAAAGCCAUGGGAUCCAUCGUCUACGUCACAGAGAUUGAUCCCAUUUGCUCCCUGCAGGCCUGCAUGGAUGGCUUCAGGGUGGUCAAGCUUAAUGAGGUCAUCCGCCAGGUGGACAGCAUCAUCACAUGCACUGGGAAUAAGAACGUGGUGACCAGGGACCAGCUGGACCGUAUGAAGAACGGCUCCAUCGUGUGCAACAUGGGACACUCCAACACUGAGAUUGACGUGGCGAGCCUGCGGACCCCAGAGCUGACCUGGGAGAGAGUGCGCUCUCAGGUGGACCAUGUCAUCUGGCCUGAUGGCAAGAGGGUCAUCCUGCUGGCCGAGGGUCGUCUUCUGAACCUCAGCUGCUCCACAGUUCCUACCUUCGUCCUGUCAAUCACUGCCACGACCCAGGCUCUGGCUCUUAUUGAGCUGUACAAUGCUCCAGAGGGCCGCUACAAACAGGAUGUCUACUUGCUUCCCAAGAAGAUGGAUGAGUAUGUUGCCAGCCUGCACCUGCCCACCUUUGAUGCCCACCUAACGGAGCUCUCAGAUGAGCAGGCCAAGUACCUGGGCCUCAACAAGAAUGGCCCAUUCAAACCCAACUACUACAGGUAUUAGCUUGCAUGAAUGGACCACAACUCUGCACUCCUUGACUUGGGCAUGGCCUGGAUAAGAUAAUGAAAUAUAUAUAUAUAUAUAUAUAUUAAGCUCCUAUUCCUUCAUCUUCUACAGUAGGUGUUACCCUGUUUCACUUGCUGUUUUGUGUGUUUAGUUUCACCAUUAGUUCUGUAAAUACACACUCUAACAAACCAACAUACACAACAUCAAUGACCAAUUGAAAGUACAGCACCUAAACUCAGCUGUCUGCUUGAGAUAUUUAUAUACACGUCUGAUUUCAUUCCCACUCUCCAGUAGAAUAGACAUUUUUCUGAUGUGUUAUUUGUAGUUUGAUAGAUCUUUAUUAUUGUGCCAAUUGAUUGUGUAGGGAAGGGGAUUGUUGUAAUUGAGAUUUAUAUUUUCUGUCUGCAUUGAUGUCGCUCUUCUCAAAUAAUUACAUUCCAGCCAAGGGAACAGGGAGAAAUGGCCUCCACACUAGAAAGACUCAACCUCAAUGUCCCAUUUAAAGGCAUUGUCACAUUUCCUGCUGGACCAUGUAUAGAUGUUUUCUACCAGCUUGUCAUUUUACUGAUCUCUAUCUCUCUUCCUCUGAAACAGAACUGAGGUUUUAUUGAAAAUAUGAGUACCUGUACUGACUGUACUGUAUUGGGGCAGCAGGUAGCCUAGUGGUUAGAGCAUUUGGGCCAGUAACCGAACGUUUGAUAGAUUGAAUCCCCGAGCUGACAAGGUAAAAAUCUGUCGUUCUGCCCCUGAACAAGGCAGUUAACCCACUGUUCCUAAGCCGUCAUUGUAAAUAUGAACUUGUUCUUAACUGGCUUGCCUAGUUAAAUAAAGGUUCAUUUAAAAAAAACAUUUUUUUAAAUAGACUAAAGGGCAGACAUACAGUAUAUGAUUUUCUUUGAAUAGUACAUGUGUGCAUGUACAGUACAGAAAUGCAAUUAUCUUCACUAACAAAAUGUAUAAGUGUAAGAUACAGAAAGGUAUGUGCAACCAGAAGAGUGACAAUCCAAUCUGGCACUGGUUUUGAUUGAGUCUCACAUGGUAAUAUGGUAAUAACACUGGAAUGUUUUGCAUUGUAGGAGUCUUAUCAGACUUACAAGGACAAUAGUGCAUUGCUAUUUCUCCAUUCCUGGUCUAAACCAUGUGGAAUUAAGUUUAUUGACGUGAUUUUUUAAAAAUACAGUAGUUGGCUGAUUUUAGUAUCCCUGUUUGUGUGACGUGAAUCUGUUUUUCACUUAACGUUCCUGAUCACCAUGUUGUCCUUCUGUCUGUUCUCUGCAUCCAUACUUCCCUGUAUUCAUGUCACCAUCACACUGAAAGGUCUACUCCAUAAGGAGAGUGGUUAUUCAGUUGAGUAAUGUUGUGUUUUAGUUCCACCUGCUGAUGAAUAUUACGCUGGUUAAAUCAUCUGUAUGUAUUACCGGUGCAUUUAAAAUGACAUGCACUGUCACUCUGGUCUGGUAACAUGGGACACUGAGUCGGUUGAAUACAGACCACAUUUGUGUGUACAAUUUUCAGUGUUUUCUGUCCUUCCAUUUUAGCUGUGUGAAACAACAGAUACUGUUUAAUUUGUAUAUAUAUUAGCAGAUGCAACUGUGAGAUAAAGCGCUUUCUUCUUUGCACUACUUAAAGCUGUUGAGCAUUACAACCAAGGACAUAUGCGUGAGAAGGACAUUGUUGGAGGGGUAUUGGCAUCGUAACUUUGGUUACUGGUCAAGUGACAGUGCCUUGUGACCCAUCUGAUACUGCACAUUCAUCAGUUGUAGGAUUAUGUCUGUCCACUCUAUUCCUCUUUGAAAGCUGUCCAACAGUGUUCUGAUUCUGCAGUAUAAUCACUAUGCACCAAGAUGUGCAUCACUGUAGUGGUCUCAUAAAUAUUUGUACUUAUUGGGGGUACCCGAACUGCUUAAUGUGUCAGCAUUUAGUUACUUCCAUUGUAAGAGAACAUAGUAGUUUGAAUUGACCUGUUUUGGACUAAGUAACAGUAAAUCUUUAUUUCUUCCCUUGGAUAUUGUCUGUAUAGCACUACCAAAAGCAUGCCAUGAAGUAAAACCAGAAUGCCUUUACAUGCACUGUGUUGUUUACAAGGCCUCUGAAUUCAAAUUCUGUUUUAGUUCAUUGAAUCUCCCAUACUUUAGAUUUGUUUAUACUGUCAGAACCAUAACGACUAGCAGGAUGACGUAAUAACUGACAAAUAUAGUCAGUUUAUGAAACCCUGUCUAGCAGUUAAGUGUUAUCUGACCAGCUCACAAGUCCAGGGUCAUUUGGAUGUUGUAUGCAACAGUGUUCUGCAAUUUGGGCUAAUUGAGUGACUGUCGGUGACUGACAUAACAACAGAAACUGAUGCACACUACCAAAUUUUGAAAUUGCACCUUGUGUAUUCUACUAUUCCAACUAUCAAAAAUAAGUUGAGACUGAGUUCCUAAAAUUUAUUUAUUUAUUUUUGGGGUGAAAUUGAUCCGCAGGCCUACAAAAGGGGGGUUUUGGGGCGCCAGUGCACAUCCCUGAUGUAAAGCAAGGAGCACUGGGAUGUACAUGAUGCGAGAAUCGUUUAUGUAUCUCUGGUUGUGACAAAACUUCCUUUUUUAUUUGAGCUUUGCAAAUUAAAUUAUAUUGUUAAAUUAUACAGUACUAUGUAUUAUUUUUCUGUGUAUUAUCUGAGUGGUUGAUGUAUAGUCUGGCUGAGUCAACUCAAGUUGUUUUACUUAUGCUGCUAUUUAUUUUUCUGCUUUCUGUUGGUUGAUGUGUACCGAUCCCUUUAAUAAACUUUUCGGUGUUUGAAUUAAAACCUGCUAGUGCA